This is a messenger RNA of Durotheca rogersii, 763 nucleotides long. RefSeq lists its product as uncharacterized. Lineage: Eukaryota; Fungi; Ascomycota; Sordariomycetes; Xylariales; Xylariaceae. The transcript is spliced from 2 exons. The record is from RefSeq and is a predicted model, not a curated record. The coding region runs from base 463 to 732 and encodes 89 amino acids.
GGUGCGGAAAUACGUGAAGAUCAAUGCGGGCAACUUGCCCGGGAUAUUAGGGACCCAGGCCUCAUACUGGGCAGGUACAUACAUGUACCGGGUACGCAGCAUGUAGGUAGCAGUCAGCUCCCACCUCGCCCACUUUGCCUUCCAGACUGUUUUUUUUCUGCACGAACCACUGGCUACCAAUCCGGUCUCGUCCCAUCCUACCUCCCAUUCCUAUUCAUCCACAUCUAUCAUCUCCAGCUACCACCUCCACGUCCACCAUCCACACGUAGGUGGAAGGAAUCUAUCUACCCGCUCUCCAGAAACCCCCCCAUCAGUCAAUCAACCCACACCCGUCUGCCCUGCAGCAAAUACUGGAGGUAUUGCUAGUUUGUUGUGACAGGAUCAACUCGAUAGAGAAAUGGCCAUUUUCGUUUUCAUACCUGAUCAUACCUGAUCACACGCUUCUUCUCACUUAGCUAUUGGAUGGUCCCGUCUCCCUGUAUUCACCCAGCUUACUUACCCUCGUCAUUACCUGUCACUUUCUGGCCAGUCUGUUUGAUAAUUAUCUGUCACAAUUCCUGCCGUCUGUCCUCCCACGAAGCCUUGUUUUUUUUUGUUUUUGUCUUCCUCUCCCAAACCUCUCUCCCUCUCUCUCUGUCUCGCUCUCGCUCGCUGUCUGGGUUCUUGGUAGAGUCAACCUUUGCUGCUUGCCCUGCCCGGGGAUCGUUACUGGGAAGCGGAUGUGAGGUGUAGGUGGGUGUAGAACUCGACAAUCGACGGCGAA